AUGACAGACUCAAAUCCUCUAGUCUUCUACGAUAUCUCCUCGGUAAUUCAACCCCGCUCCUACGCACCCAACCCCUCCAAAGCCCGUCUCGCCCUCGGUUUCAAGCGUGUACCCUUUAAAACAACAUUCGUCGACUUACUCGACAUCUCCACCGUCCGCAAGGGGCUCAACUGCCCAGCCACGCGUAAGCUAGACGAUGGCUCUGACUUCCAUACCCUACCCAUGCUGCAAGACCCAUCCGCAGACGACAAGGUCAUUGGAGACAGUUUCGACAUCGCCAACUACCUCGAGGACACGUUCCCCAACUCUGGUGGCUGCCUCUUCCCUCAGGAUUCCACUCACACGGGGCUUGAUUAUGAGAGCCCAAACAAGGAUACUAUGUUCUUCGCCCCACUUACACUAAACGAAGGUGCGAAGAACGAGGCAUAUGCAAAGUUCAACACCCAUGUCGACGCGACCUUUUCCUCGCAUGUGGUGCUUGUCGCUCAAUACAUGCCUUUUAAUCCAGAGACUGCGGAGGCUGUGAAGGCGCAGAUGUGUCAGCGUGCGCACUUGGAGUCUUGGGAGAGUAUAUGCAUUCAGGGAGAAGCUAGGGAGCAGCUCAAAGUGGCGUUCAAGGCGGCGCUCAAGUCACUGGCGGACUUGUUUACGGUUCAUGACGAGGGCCCAUUUCUUGAGGGUGAGAAAGCCAACUACGCGGAUUUGAUUGUGGGUGGGUGGAUUAACAUGAUGGCAAAGUGUAUGCCAAAAGAGGAAUGGGAGGAUUUUAGGACGUGGCAUGGGGGUGUCUUUGGGAGUUUGCAUGACGCGUUGCAAGAAAAUGAUGAUGCGGCUGAACUGGUGACAUUUCCUGCCCACUUCCGCUCGCCUGGUCUCCAGCUUUUCGACCUUCUUCAUCAGCUGAUCAAGCCUGCGUCAGAGUUUAGCUAUUGUUUCUCGCGUAACCACUCCAGGGCAAAACUUACUCUGUCUGAACCGAAAUGUUUUCUGCGAGAAGCCUAUAAAGUGUCGGCCUCGGCUAAUGAGUACUCAGGUGUAGAAGCUGAGUAG
This is a messenger RNA of Alternaria atra, 1050 nucleotides long. RefSeq lists its product as uncharacterized. NCBI's taxonomy places the organism in Eukaryota, Fungi, Ascomycota, Dothideomycetes, Pleosporales, Pleosporaceae. The record is from RefSeq and is a predicted model, not a curated record. The coding region runs from base 1 to 1050 and encodes 349 amino acids. The transcript has 3 exons.